This is a messenger RNA of Caretta caretta (loggerhead turtle), 1762 nucleotides long. The record is from RefSeq and is a predicted model, not a curated record. NCBI's taxonomy places the organism in Eukaryota, Metazoa, Chordata, Testudines, Cheloniidae.
GAGAAUCCUCAACAAGACGAUUCUGAGCAAGUAGAAGCACAUGAGACGUUAUCGGAAAGAUCCAAAGGGAAUGUUUCCUCGAAUUGUGCGCAGGCAAAUGCCUGUGAGAGUCAGCACAGAGCAGAAGAAAAGUUCAGUAGAGGCUCAGACCUUAUUAGACAUGAGAGAAUCAACACCGGAGGAACACCGUACAUCUGCCUGGAGUGUGGGAAAACCUUCAAACAUAACUCAGUCCUUAUCAGACAUCGGAGAAUCCACACUGGAGAGAGACCAUACAUGUGCCCCGAGUGUGGGAAAAGCUUCAGUCGCAGCUCAAACCUUGUCACACAUCAGAGAAUCCACACAGGGGAGAAACCCUACACUUGCCAUGAGUGUGGGAAAAGCUUCAGUUGGAGCUCAGAGCUUAGGAUCCAUAGGAGAAUCCACACAGGAGAAAGACCCUACACUUGCUGUGAGUGUGGGAAAAACUUCAUUCGGAGCUCAGAGCUUAAUAAGCACCAGAGAAUCCACACUGGAGCGAGACCCUACAGAUGUACUGAGUGUGGGAAAGACUUCAUUUAUAGCUCACAGCUUGUCACGCAUCAGAGAAUCCACACUGGAGAGAGACCCUACUCAUGCCCUGAGUGCGGGAAAGGCUUCAGUUCUAGCUCACACCUUGUCACACAUCAGAGAAUCCACACAGGAGAGAGACCCUACUCAUGCCCUGAGUGCGGGAAAAGCUUCAGUUCCAACUCACAGCUUGUCUCACAUCGGAGAAUCCACACAGGGAAGAGACCCUACCCAUGCCCUGAGUGUGGGAAAAGCUUCACUCAUAGUUCACAGCUUGUCACACAUCAGAGAACCCACACGGGAGAGAAACCCUACACGUGUCCUGAGUGUGGGAAGAACUUCAUUUAUAGCUCACAGCUUGUCACACAUCGGAGAAUCCACACAGGAGAGAAACCCUACACUUGCCCUGAGUGUGGGAAAAGCUUCAGUCGGAGCUCAGCGCUUAUCAGACAUCAGAGAAUCCACACAGGAGAGAGACCUUACACGUGUCCAGAGUGCAGGAAAAGUUUCACUCGGAGCCUCGAGCUUAGUAAGCACCAGAGAGUCCACACUGGAGAGAGACCCUACAGAUGCCCUGAGUGUGGGAAAGGCUUCAUUUAUAGCUCACAGCUUGUCACACAUCGGAGAAUCCACACUGGAGAGAGACCCUACUCAUGCCCUGUGUGUGGGAAAAGCUUCAGUGAUAGUUCCCAAAUGAUCACACAUCAGAGAAGCCAUACAGGGGAGACCCCCUACACAUGUCCUGAGUGUGGGAAAAGGUUCAGCUGGCACUCAAACCUUAUCACACAUCAGAGAAUCCACACGGGAGAGAAACCCUACACAUGUCAUGAGUGUGGGAAAAGCUUCAAUCAGAGAUCAAACCUUGCCACACAUCACAGAAUCCACACAGGGAAGACACCCUAUAGCUGCCCUGAGUGUGGGAAAAGCUUCAGUCGGAGGUCAGAGCUCAUCAUACAUCAGAGAAUUCACACAGGAGACAGACCCUACGCUUGCUGUGAGUGUGGGAAAAGCUUCAUUCGGAGCUCAGAGCUGAUCAUACAUCAGAGAAUCCACACUGGAGAGAGACCCUAUAGAUGCCCUCAGUGCGAUAAAGGCUUCAGUUAUAGCUCACAGAUUGUCACACAUCAGAGAAUCAACACAGGAGAAUAACACUACAUUUGUAUUCAGUAGGGCUACCCAAAGAUUUUUUGUUUCUGUUUUGUUGUGGGGGUUU